Messenger RNA from Physcomitrium patens, 3505 nucleotides. Lineage: Eukaryota; Viridiplantae; Streptophyta; Bryopsida; Funariales; Funariaceae. The record is from RefSeq and is a predicted model, not a curated record.
AGCGGAGAGAGAGAGAGGUCGGGGCGGUUGGUUGGGGUGACGGGGGAUUUUGCGAUGCAUCCACGCAUCCACUGCGUCAGGCUAUUUCUUACGUGGCCGUGGACGCUGGGGUUUGUCGAACCCGCCUUAGGAAGCUGAAUGUGGUAGGUGCGGUUUGCACUGCUCCCGGAAGUCUGAUUUUAGGGGCCAAUUUUAAGUGAAUGUGCUUGGGAAAGUGAUUAUGGUUGGAUAAGGGCGCCGAUGGUCGUUGCUGACGGAAUUUUGUGGAAUUAGUAAGUUGAUUAGAUGGAAAUCGGGUAGCUAGCGAAGAUAAUGGCGAAUAGAGGUUUAUCGUGGCUUGACAAUUGGGGCGUUUGAUUGCGAUCAAUAAGAGGGAGAGAGCAGAUUUUCCAUGGGCAUUUUGGCAGUUACUUUUUGGUUCAAGUGACAUAUUUUUGAUGCACUGCCUGGAGGUAUUUCUUGGUAAAAUUUCUCGCUAGUUAAACGACUAGACGUUUAGAUGUAGGGAUUUUCUAGUUUGUGUUCUCGCAUAGUUUUGGUGGGUUGCGAACAGCUCUGUAUCUUUUAGGGUAUGUUAUGUGUCUGGUUCAGUUGGCUUAAAUUACCGUGUAUUAAUUCGGUGUUUCUUAGUUCACCUGUUUUCGUGCUAUUGUGGAUGUGAUUCCCUCUACUUCCUCUUCCUUAAAAUUGAUCAAUUAUGCGCAAUGGGAAUCAAUUUUCGUUUUUUUGUGGCUCAUUUCGGCGUCACCUAUUAUGGCUUCCUGGAAGUCUAAUUAUUAACACAAGAAAUUAAAAUUUGACCUUUGGACGCAGUCACUUUUCCGGUUGCCAAACAGUUUAAUGUCCAUAGUUUGUUUUGGCAAUAUACUGUGUGUGCGUGUGCGUGUGUGUGUGUGUGUGCGUUAUUUUUGUGCCACAUUUGAGAUGGAAGCCUUAUCUUUAUUCUGUUGCUUGAACUGUAGAUGAUAUGUUCUUUGUAAUCCUGUACUUGCAAAUGACAAAUUGCUGGACAUGCGCGCUGCAAAUAACUAAGGCGAAGGUUACUGAAUAAGAAUUCCCGGGCAUUUCUAAGUACAGUGGAGACGUAGAAAGUAACUGGAAGAUCGGCUUAGGGUGGACGUCAGUUGUUUAUUUAGUUGUUUUUAUGUCUUAGAAUUUGGCUAAAGUGAAAGCCCCAAACUUCUGAGUCGUUUUGUUACCUAUUUAUUGAUAGUCUUGGUCGGGAUUAGAGCAGUUGGAAGGGAGUGAAUUUUCAAUCGUCCAUCGCAGUUUUAGGAAUAAAAUGGCGUCUUAUUCACGGUCUUUGACUCCGUCUAGGCAGCCACCAGGCAUGGACAGUGCUGCAAUUGCUAGAGCUCAACAGCAACAUCGAGCAAAUAACAUGCAGCAACAACUUCGGGCUCCACCUCCGUUGCAACCUACUUCAUGCCCCGUAGCCAUUCUUUGGGAUAUCGAAAAUUGUCCCGUUCCAGGGGAAGUAAACGCUGAGGAUGUUGCAGGCAACAUCAGGAUUGCUUUGCGGGAGCAUCCUCAUGUCGGAGCUGUUACAAUGUUCUCUGCAUAUGGUGAUUUUAAUCACUUUCCAAGGAAGGUUCGCGAAGGAUGCCAAAGAACAGGCGUUAAUUUGAUCGACGUGCCGAAUGGUAAGAAGGAUGCUGCUGAUAAGGCUAUCUUGGUGGAUAUGUUCUUAUUUGCACUUGACAAUCCGCCUCCAUCAACCAUUUUCCUCAUCACAGGGGAUGUGGACUUCGCUCCUGCCUUGCAUAAGCUCGGUCAGCGUGGAUAUGUGGUGGUUCUCGUCAUUCCGGAUGGAGUGGGGGUCUCUUCAGCUUUGAGGGGUGCUGGUCGCUUUGUGUACGAUUGGCCGUGUCUGUGUCGUGGGGAAGGAUUGCAAAAUCCUCAGAGACAAGGUCGACAGUUCAAUAACCUGUGUCCUGUGGACGAUCGCAACCAGGGUCGAGUGCCGACUAGUAUCUACACAGACGUAGAUCGAAUACCUGUAAGUCAGUUUCAGGACUCUUACCCAGAGUACAUGAGACCCCUUUACACAGAAGAAUCAGAUCCUCGCAUUGACGAUGAUGUGUAUGGAGAAGAUAUAUUGGCUUGGGGAGGUAUAACGAAUCCUAUAUACAAUGUACAACCUGUGGAUUAUGGGCAUCAGCAAUAUGUAAUGCCCGGACAGGUGCAACCUCAAGGACCAAGGAUUUCAGGUUAUCGCACCUCACAUUCUGCUUCUUCGGGACAAUUGAGGAAUCAAGUUUCUGGGGGAUUUGUGGAUAGCAGGGGCAGGUCUGGCAUUUCUUCUUCUGACAGUGGAAUGCAACCAGGAGAGUCUGAAGAGCCCACCAGCCCUGGCGGAAGUCAACCCUUAUGGGUUCAGCCAGGUGAUUUGACAGGAUUGAAGAGGCAGCUUGUGCAGCUUCUAAACCUGAAUGGCGGGCAGAUGAUGCUCUCUAAGGUGCCUGCUGAGUAUAACAAGCUUUUUGGACGACCUCUCUAUCUGUCUGAAUACAAUGCACAGAGACUAGUUCAUCUCAUAGACAAGAUGAAGGAUGCCUUACUCAUUAAAGGAGACGGCACAAAUAAGACCUUGCAUGUGUUGAAGAAGGAAGCGGGCCGUGUCACCAACAAGUACAAACCUUCCAGCAAUCGAGCUUCUGCUCCUAAAGGCGACAAAGACAAGGAUACGAGUGAAGAUUCCGAACCUGAAGGGUCCGUGCCUCCUAGCAAGGAACUUGAGAAGGAUGUAGCCAAAAUAGAGUUUGCAACUGAUGUUUUGAGCAAAACUAGUUUGCUUGAAGUGGAUAAGGUUACAGAGAAGGUUCCAUUUUCUGAACCUGUUGAAGCCAAGAGGUAUCUGCUUGGUAUGGAUAUGGACGAGAAUAUGGAUGAGACAAUCGUAGUUCAAUCUUCGGACUGGAUUCCUGUACCAGUUGAUGUCAAGAAUAAUGUUGAUGCAAGAAAAUAUGAGCCUGUUGUCGAUGUUGAAGAGGAUCAAAUUAAGGUGGAAGACUUCAUAACUCCAGAUGUUAAUUUGACACAUCAGACAAACCUGCAAACUUUUAGGCGACAGCUGCAGGAACUUCUAGUUGUGUAUUCCUACCAGAUUCCUUAUGAGAAUUUUAUCAGAGUGUACCAACAACGCUAUGCCCGGACGCUCGACCUUUCAUCUUUUGGAGUGGAAAGUGUAAAUUCACUCCUCGCAAAGGUGAAGGAUGUGGCCGUUAUCAAGGAUGUUAGAGGCAAUUUUUUUUUAACGGCUGUGUGAAGUCAUGAACAAAUUGGAUGGUAACGUGCGAUUUCAGAAGAUGUUCCCGAAAAAAUCAUGUUUAUCCGAGGAAGCGGCUUCUGAGCGUUGAAACUACUUUCUGUUUAUAGGCGGCGAAGGAAAAUGCUGAAGGCAAUGGGAAAACGGAAAAGAAGGGAAAAGUGAAAAAGUAGAAAAGGGGGGAAUUGAGCAUUUUUUUAUUGAUUAUUUUUGGGUUUUUAAAAAAUUUGUUUCUUC